GGCGGGGCCUGCCCGGAGCCAGGCGGGACCGCACCGGCCUCCGCGUCGCAGCUGCUGCGGAGCCGGCACCAGGCACCUCCAGAGCCAAGAUGGUGACCUGCGGCCUCCUGACAAGUAGCAACAAGCCAGUGCCACUGCGCCGUGUUGCGGUGGACGUGUGCAUCCAGAGCUUUGUGGCCGAUGUGAGCUCCGAGCUGCUGUACAAGAAUGAGGAAUCGGACCCUGUGGAGGCUAUCUUCACCUUCCCCAUGGAUGCCGACUCGGCUGUCUAUGCCUUCCAGGCCCGCAUCCAAGACACCAUCAUCAAGGCCCAGAUCCAAGACAAGAAGGAGGUGACGUCAAGGAAAGAGGGUCCCAGAGCGGGGGGAGAGGCAGGGAUGCAAGGGGGGAGGAAUUCUGGGGGGGACGUGUUCACCUGCUCCCUCGGGAACCUGCCCCCAGGGGAAGAGGCAGUGCUGUCACUGCGUUACGUCCAGGAGCUGCCCCUUGAGGCGGACGGGGCCACGCGCUUUGUCUUGCCAGCUGUGUUGCAUCCCCGCUACGCACCACAGGGAUGGGAAGAGGAGAAUGUCACCGCAGGUGUCCCAUAUGUGUCCAAGGGAGAACUGCCCUAUACCCUGAGCCUGAGCGUCAGCCUGCAGUCACCCCACGGUAUUGCCCGUGUCCACUCCAACUGCACCCUCACCCCCUUGAACUACACAGCGCAGGACCAGACUGCUGCCCAGGUAAGGGAGGACGGCCCUUGCACCCAGAACACAGCCAGCUCCCCCACCCUCACAAGGGUGGAUUGGAUGGGGUCUGGAGUGGAGCAGCUUGUUUCGGGUUUUUUUCCCCACGUUUUCAUCCAAAAAGAGUUUGGUGUAGGUUUUAGGGCUUUCCUCUGCACUUAUGAAGUGGGAGGGUGGGCUGGGGUCUCCAGCUCUGAGAGUUUAUGUGCUCUCCCCCAGAUCUUUGUUUUCACUGAUGGGGAGGUGGGCAACACACAGGAAGUCAUUGCUGAAGUCCAGCGUCAUCACAGGUCCCACAGGUGCUUUUCAUUUGGCAUUGGACAAGGGGCUUCCACAGCUCUGAUCAAAGGCAUCGCCGAGGCAGGCGGGGGCUUCGCUGAGUUCAUCAUUGGCCAGGACCGCAUGGCCGCCAAGGUACUACGGUCUCUGAAGUGGGCCCUACAGCCAGCAGUUACCGGGAUCUCUCUGAGCUGGGAGCUGCCCCCUGGGAUGGAGGCAGUACCAUUGAGGCCAGACCCAAAGGUGAUCUUCCAGGGACAGCGCCUCCUCGUCUAUUCCCAGCUCCGUGGACAGCCAAAGGCCCCAGAGUCCUCUGUGGGAAGUGUCACGCUGCAGUAUACCAUUAAAGAUGAGACCUUCAAGGACACGGUGCAGUUUCCCCUGCAGCCGCAGGAAGGAGACAGGUUGCCCAUUCACCGCCUGGCAGCCAAGGCCCUGCUGCAGGAGCUGGAGCCAGGGGUAUCAUCUGGCUCAGAGGAGAGCCGUCACCGGGCACUAGAAGCAAGUUUGAGCUCAGGAGUGGUGUGCUCCCUCACAGCCUACGUUGGGGUUGACACCAAACAGGGGCAGCCGGUGCAGGGACCCCUGAGAAGACGCCCCAUCCCACUGGCAGCUCCAGUCUUCUCCAUGAUGGCACCAGGCUCUCCCUUAAUACUGCCGUUCUGCGGACAAGCCUCCACAAUGUUAUUCUCAAAGAGCUUCAGUUUGCAACCGGACAGCACUGAAAUGCUCCAAUCAGACGCGAACUACCUUCUUGAGCCCAUCCCCCAAGCUAUAGGCUGCUGUAGGAUUGAUAGCGCAAACCAAAGGGCAGUGAACAUGGUCCCUGAGAGCCUUUUCCGGAGUCGCCGCAGCUGCGGCACCCCACAAAAAAAGACAAUGAAAAUGGCAAGGUGCGAGAUGCAGACUAAGGGGGUCCUAGUACCACUUCCCAAAGCAUCUCCCCUGAUAAAGCUGGUCUCCCUUCAGAACGCCAAUGGCUCGUGGGGCCUUGACUCCGCCCUGGCUUCUGCGCUUGGAGUGAGUGAAACAGAUGUCAAGGGCAAAAUGCCCACUCCAGUCUUCUCCAUGAUGGCAGCUCCCCUUCUGUCACCAUUGCUCGGGGCAGCCCCCAUAAUGUUGUGCUGUAGUCUGCAACAGGACAGCACUGAAAUGCUCCAAUCAGACGCGAACUACCUUCUUGAGCCCAUCCCCCAAGCUAUAGAAGCAUCUCCCCUGAUAAAGCUGGUCUCCCUUCAGAACGCCAAUGGCUCGUGGGGCCUUGCCUCAUCCCUGGCUUCUGCGCUUGGAGUGAGUGAAACAGAUGUCAAGGGCAAAAUGCCCAGUGAGGGUGUGGAGCCCGGGGUCUGGGCGACGGUGCUGGCUGUGGUCUGGCUGCAUAGCCGCAGUGCAGCGCAGCGCGAGGAGUGGGAGCUGCUGGAGAUCAAGGCCGUGGGCUGGCUGCGCAGUCGAGCUGGAUCCAUCUCCCAGCUGGACAAGUGCCUGGAGGCAGCCAAUGCCCUGCUGGGCUGCUCCGUGGCUGCCACUGUCUUUGGGCUCUGAGACUCUGCUUCUCCACCCUGUGCUUCGGCCCCCAGACUCCCAACACCUGCAAG
Molecule: messenger RNA, 2602 nt
Organism: Alligator sinensis (Chinese alligator)
Lineage: Eukaryota; Metazoa; Chordata; Crocodylia; Alligatoridae
Product: von Willebrand factor A domain-containing protein 5A-like
Exons: 18
Coding region: 90-2549 (819 amino acids)
Source: RefSeq, a predicted model, not a curated record